Uloborus diversus is the source of this 1214-nucleotide messenger RNA. RefSeq names its product GTP-binding protein Rheb homolog. The record is from RefSeq and is a predicted model, not a curated record. Gene Ontology annotation, molecular function: GDP binding; GTPase activity; GTP binding. Gene Ontology annotation, biological process: small GTPase-mediated signal transduction. Gene Ontology annotation, cellular component: plasma membrane. Bases 160 to 708 code for a protein of 182 amino acids. Lineage: Eukaryota; Metazoa; Arthropoda; Arachnida; Araneae; Uloboridae. The transcript has 8 exons.
GCCAUGUUGUUUACAUACUUAAUUUGUUUGUUUGUUUUUUCAUGCGUAUUAACUUGAAAUAUUUUAACAGGCUUAUAUAGUUCCGAGAAUAUAUCAUCUUACUUCAACGAGAAAUGUUCGGUGCAUCAUAAGGGAGUGUUUUGCGUAAUUUAGUCAACAAUGCCUCCAAAACAGAGGAAAAUAGCGAUUAUGGGCUACCGCUCCGUAGGAAAGUCAUCAUUAACUAUACAAUAUGUGGAAGCACGAUUUGUUGAUUCUUAUGAACCAACCAUUGAAAACACUUUCACAAAGAAUACUAAAGUUGGUGGCCAAGAGUAUUUUCUCAAGCUUGUUGAUACUGCUGGGCAGGAUGAGUUUUCAAUUUUCCCACAGUCGUACUCAAUGGAUAUUCAUGGCUAUGUACUAGUUUAUUCUAUAACUUCCACAAGAAGUUUUGAAAUUGUUGAAAAAAUCUAUCAUCGCCUACUGGAUAUGACUGGAAAAGUUCACGUCCCAAUUGUAUUAGUUGGCAAUAAAGUUGAUUUACACAUGGAAAGAACAGUGUCAUAUGAAGAAGGGAAAAGGUGUGCAACUAGUAUGAGAGCUGAAUUUUUGGAAGCAUCUGCGAAACAAAAUGAGAGUGUUACUGAUAUCUUCAAAACAAUCAUCAUGGAAAUUGAAAAGGCCAAUGGUAAUGUCCAAGAAAAGAGUAAUUGUUUGGUUUCAUGAUAAAAGUUUACUUUAAAACUUGCAAAAAUGCCAUGAAAGAAAGACAAGCUUGUUUAAUACUUGGCGGGUGAAUCGAGACUUAUCUGUUAGAAUUUGAAUUGUUUUUGUAUCCUUUUAUGCUAUUAAUAUUUUGUUGAUGUCAUUUUAAGAUUUUACUUUUUGUUGAAAAUACAAUCAAUUGUUGUUGACCUUUGUUUGAUCAUAGCUUAAAAAUAAAAGACAAUGAUGUUAUAAAAACUAUGCAUGUACAUAACUUUUUAAUUAUAAUAAUGUUUAGUUUAUGUGUACAUAAAACGAAUUGGUGCAAAGUACAUAGUGAAUUAUAUGUAUCUUAGUAAAAUGUUUCUUAUUGUGGUUUUAUCAAGGCAUGGUAAAAAUAUCCCAAAACUUUAUUACUCUACAAAACUUCAGCUUUUAGUUUAGCAGUAAAAGUUUUCUUUUAUACUUGUGGAACAAAUUGUGUAACUAUUGUAAUACAGCUGUAAAUUUCCUUUUUGUAGUUUGAA